AUGAUUUCAGUAGAUGACAGCGGACCGCCGGAUCCGCCACCUGCUUUAGCGAUGGAAAUUGUUGGCUCGGAUUCGGUAUGUCUUCGCUUUUCUGAGCCCGAAGAUCAAAACCUCGCCGUUUGUACCAAAGUGAAAGCUCAAUGGAGUCCCGAUGAGAAUUUCUGCGUGAUACUGGGCGAGAAAGAGGUCUUGGACAUCCGUGCCCGGCAGUUGACGGUGACUCAGCUCUCGCCGGGUUCCCGGUGCUUCUUCCGUCUCGCCUGCGGCAACAUCAAAGGAUACAGUCCUUACGUCAACGCCCAACCCUCGUCGGGAGUCCCCUCGGCCUGGAGAGACGUUGACGGGCAGAAGCCGAGGUUUCUGGGCAAAUGCAGAGCCCUGGAUGAUCUGUUCGAGAAGCUGCUGUCUUGUCGGCCUGCUGAUGCGUCUGAAAUCCGUGACAUGGAGCACAAUGCGAGCGAAGACGAAGGCAAACGUGUUCAGAAGAAGAGCACCAUCAAACAGUUCUUCACAGCUGCGCCGAAAUUUGAAAAGGAGAAGCUUCUGAAGAGGGGCCUUCAUUUGGCGUGCAUAUUCUACAACGAAGACAAGAUCCUGGUGACGAAUGAAGAACAUUUGCCGAUCGUGGAGGUGGACGAGAAUUCGCCGCCAGGUCCGCUUCACACCGACUACAACUGGCUCACGAAAGUGGCUUGCACUUGGAAAGACGUCAAGACGCUUCGCCAGGACAUGGAAAAGCUCUCCACGUCUCCCCAAAUUGAGCUUCGGUCGAAAAUCCUCUCGGCUGUCACUCUUUUCCAGGGAGCACUUGGGAUUCAGGAGCUGGGGCAGUUGUACUAUCAGCACUUGCGUGACGGCUGUGGAACAGUACUCAUUAGCAGCGUGAACCAAAUCAAAAACCCGAAGAACAUUCAGAGUUUGAGCGUGAAAUGGAUCCCGAUGAAUAAGUUGCAGCGGAAAUCCGCCAGCAUUGGAGGAGGCAGUCGGAACAAUAGUGAAGCUAGUUGCAGUGAAUCCGAACCCACUGUCGGCGACUUACUUCUUUCUACAAUUCACGACCAGAUUCUUUACGAUCAACGGAGUAGAGUGGCAUUGCCGGCGGGGCUUUACCUUGGCUACAUCAAGUUACAAAGUUCCAUGGACUUGCUUUCCAUCCUUGUACCUGAGAGAACGCCCAACAUUUUUCCGCAUAUCAAGAUCCGGGACAACAACCAUGUUUCCGGGGAAGAAUGGGAGUGGUUGCAGAGCUUAUCAAAGUGCCAAGACGACGGGAUCCUGAGUGCGGGUGGGGGUUCUUCGCAUCUCUUGGACAUCCCUUCCAUCUUUGAAAGGCAAAUCGCGGUUGCUUUGAAGAAGCUUUUUGCGUACCUCGGUGUAGCCGACAGCAGGAAUGCUGCCAGCAGCCACAGGAUAUACAUUCGAGAGGUGCUGGAAGUGAGUCCCGAGGUGUCGUUCAUCAUGGUCCUGCCCUUGCCCGAGAAUGUUUGCUCGAUCCCUGGACAAACGCACGAAUUGUUGACUGAGAGACGGGACUUCAUCUCCGUGCCGGUGUCCGUGUUCGAAAUGGCCCAUUUGCGAACCUAUCAACGAGAAUUCGUGUCCCGGUACUGCCGACUGUUUUCUAUUCUCGAGCUGGACCAGAGCUCGGCUCAGCAGGCCAAUCGUGAGGCCUUUUCCCGGUUGGAAGUGGACGCAGCCCGGAAACGCAUCGUGCAGCUCCAAGAAGUGCAAUCCCAACUGGACAACACGUGGAAAGGCGCCCGAUGGAUCAUGGACAUCCUGUCCUACGCCCGCGACAAGUCCUGUCCCUCUGGCAGCCUCUCGACUGCCACCCUGCUGGCCCGUCACUGGGCCACCCCCAUCACCACCGACACCUCUGCCCUCAUCCCGACCUCCUUCUCCUCCUCCUCGGCCAACACGGAGAACAACAAUCCUUUCCGCGUCAAGAACAACCCGGCGUCGUCUCAGGACCACUGGCCUCCCGCGAAAACCCUGCCGCCACCGCCGCCCAAGGAGAAGAACCUGUUCAAGUCCCACACUGCGAGCAGCAUCAACGUGCCCCCGUCGCACCACCAUCAUCAUCACCAACACCACCACCAUCACCACCACAAGAAACCCGGCGAGUUGGAGCACUCUAAUUCCCUGGUGGUCCCGGCAGAUGGCUCUGAAACACUGCAUGUGAGCAGCGAGUCGUUGUUCCUCGUGCCGACGGUGGCGCCUGGCAAGUCGGCUGGGAGAAUAGUCAGUGGUGGUGGUGGUGGAGGAGGGCACCAGCCGCUGCACCCGGGCGCCACGCUGAACCAGUCCCACAGUGAGAACUCGUUGAUGGUGCCCAAGGGCCUGGAAGCCACGUUGACGGGUCAUCAAGUGAGCAGCAGCAGGAAAGUGAGUGCACCCGACUGCCUGGAGGAGGCGAUGGGCAAGAGUUUCCAGAAGGCGGAUGAGAACGUGGCGAAGAAGAAGAAGUAUUCGCUGGAUGUGGGGGCGCCGCAGCCGCCGGCGACUGGGUUGCUGUACAGGCACUUGAUGCAGCCCGAGCAGCAACAGCAGCAGCAGGUGACGAAGCAGCAGCAGCCAAGUGUGCCGUAUCCAGAAAGUGAGCAGUCUGCAGGGUCUAGUUGUUCUGCGAGUCUGAGGUCGUUGUCGUCGAAUGAGGAGACGGAGAAUGUGGAUGUGCUGCAGCAGGGUGGGCCAGAUGAACCCAGCGUUUUGCAGGUUUAUGCAGCGUACAAAACGGGUCUGGCAGCAGGCACAAGUGUGAAGCUGCACGUCACCUCGCAAACCUCAGCCCGGGAAGUCGUGGACCUGGUAGUACAACAACUGAACAUGGCAGUGGUCCUCAAGGGAAAAGGCGGCCCCGUGUACAGCGUGGAGCAGUUGAAAGACUUUUGCCUAGUGGCGGUCAUUGGAGCUCGGGAACGGUGCCUGAGGGACGAUUUUCAGCCGCUGAAACUGCAGAACCCGUGGCGCAAGGGGCGGUUGUUUGUGCGCAAAAAGGGCGACGUGUUGGCCGCCCUGCAACACGGCCACGUGUCCCCGCAAACCUCGUAUCUGUGAUGAUGGGAUGUAUUGCCGUUCAUUCGCUGCUGAGAUAGUUGAACGUAUUCUUCAAUGGGAGGACUUAUGACAAAAUCAGAAGAAAGUAUCUUGCACUAGUUGGCAGCUGUUUGUUUGUUUUGCUGUGCUUUUAAGGAGGCCGGAAUCUAUUUAAGAGUCGAAGGAGAAAAACUCAUGGGCUCUUGCGAGUCUUAUAUCUGAAAUAUCAAUGUCACUGCAUUAACCGACGACAAACAAACAAUGAUUGCUGUUAGUGAUUUUCAAUCUUCACACUUUUAAGGGUCAGUUUGAAUUUUCUGUAAGAACUUGUAUGGCGUUGUGUCGGUAAUUGUAGGUGAACAACUUUGCCGGAAUUUGUCACUUUUUAUAUCAGUUGUUGGCGUUGAAUCAUGUUGAUCAUACCAAAGUAGAAGUGAAGUCUGACGGCGCUUUGCAUGUGGAGGGAGACCGUAGCUUCAUUUGUGCAACACUUGUGAUUGGAACAGCGUUCUGUGUACUGCUUGUUUUUGUGUGUGCGACUGAAUUUCAGUCGCUGACGAGGGGUAGAUAAAAGAUCGAUUUCGUAUGAUGGGUGUUUUUAGACAGAAUGUAUGAUCAUCUUGCAAGUGUGUUUCGCUUUCAGAGUCGACAUCUUACUCUCACAUUUUUCUCCAAGCU
Notodromas monacha is the source of this 3714-nucleotide messenger RNA. Lineage: Eukaryota; Metazoa; Arthropoda; Ostracoda; Podocopida; Cyprididae. The record is from the annotation of a GenBank genome assembly.